Messenger RNA from Nannizzia gypsea CBS 118893, 951 nucleotides. Its product is annotated as mitochondrial deoxynucleotide carrier. Gene Ontology annotation, biological process: thiamine pyrophosphate transmembrane transport. Gene Ontology annotation, cellular component: mitochondrial inner membrane. The transcript has 4 exons. The record is from RefSeq and is a predicted model, not a curated record. NCBI's taxonomy places the organism in Eukaryota, Fungi, Ascomycota, Eurotiomycetes, Onygenales, Arthrodermataceae. Bases 1 to 951 code for a protein of 316 amino acids. Gene Ontology annotation, molecular function: thiamine transmembrane transporter activity.
AUGUCUGCGGGUGGUGAGCAUUUAAAGGAUGAGGGAAAUCGAACUCAAGUUGUGGCCGCCGGAGCCAUAGCCGGGCUUGUUUCGAGAUUCUGCAUCGCACCUCUGGACGUUGUGAAGAUACGGCUACAGCUGCAGAUCCACUCUCUAUCUGAUCCCCUAUCACAUCGCGAUGUCAAGGGGCCGAUAUACAAGGGGACCGUCUCGACUCUCUUCGCCAUAGCACGGCAAGAAGGCAUAACUGGUCUCUGGAAAGGGAACAUCCCGGCCGAAAUCCUCUAUAUCUGUUAUGGUGGAAUCCAGUUCACUGCCUACCGCAGCGUCACACAGUUACUGCACCUCCUACCUCCUCAGCAUCGAAUCCCGGGCCCAGUCGAAACAUUCAUAAGCGGCGCGACGGCAGGCGGCAUAGCAACGGCAUCAACAUACCCAUUCGAUCUGCUACGAACGCGCUUUGCAGCUCAAGGGAACAACAAAGUAUACCGUUCCCUUGUAUCUUCCGUGCGUGAUAUAUACUGUUAUGAAGGGGCUGGUGGAUUCUUCCGUGGUGUUACUGCGGCAGUUGCUCAAGUGGUACCGUACAUGGGGCUGUUUUUCGUCGCCUACGAAGCGCUGCGAAAGCCGUUAAGCACCGUUGAUUUACCGUUUGGGUCAGGAGAUGCUACGGCCGGUAUGAUUGCGAGCGUUCUGGCGAAGACGGGCGUGUUUCCGUUGGAUCUUGUCAGGAAGCGGCUGCAAGUUCAAGGGCCGACGAGGUCAAAAUAUGUGCAUGUGAAUAUACCUGAGUAUCAUGGCGUGGUGAGCACCAUCCGGACUAUUGUGGCAACUCAGGGCGUUAGGGGGUUGUAUAGGGGGUUGACGGUGAGUUUGAUCAAGGCUGCGCCUGCGAGUGCGGUGACAAUGUGGACGUAUGAGAGAGCAAUGGCGGUGUUGAAGGAACUGGAUUCCAAAUAG